AUGGAUCUGUACGUCAGACAAGAGACCCCUCUGGGAAGCAGCCAAGGGGAGCGCGGGGUGCAGCCUGAGGAGAGCAGUGAGAAGGUGAAAGCCCAUCUGUCACCCACUGAGCUGAAACCUCAGCUGCCUGGCCUGGGAGAAGCAGCCAGGGAAAGUCCUUCUCCAAGACUUCCCAGGAGGAUUGCCACAGUUUUGGCAGAAGCUGUCACCAGCAAGUUCAGCCUGGCAAACAGGCCGAGCACAGAGGAGCAGAGGGGAAUGUCCCCACCUGGAAUGGUGCAGGUGGAGGGGCAGAGCCAGACUCAGCCUCUAGCUGUGAGUUCUGCCCGUCCUGAGUGGGGCAGCUCAUUUGCACAGCCCAUCCCAAACUCAGCUCAACCUCUGCAGGCAGAGGAUUCUUACAGAACACACCUGGAGACAGGGCUUUUCCCAAACUGGACAGCAGCCUUUAAGGCCAAGGAGGUAACACCCGGAGAAGGUCAGCAGGCCAGAGGGGUCACCUCUCAAGGGAAGACGUGCAAGCCCAAGACUGACAUUGUUUUCCUGAAAGUCCACAAGAGCGCCAGCAGCACCGUCAUGAACAUCCUGUUCCGCUUUGGGGAGAAUCACAACCUCACCUUCGCCUUCCCCCGGGGCGGGGGCUUCCAGCUCUCCUACCCCUACCACUUCCUGGCCAGGUUCGUGCAGGGCUUCUCCCCGCACAGCCCCCGGCGCUUCAACAUCCUCUGCCACCACAUGCGCUUCCUGCAGCCCGAGGUGCAGAAGGUGGUGCCCAGCUCUGCCGUGUACUUCUCCAUCCUGAGGAACCCUGUGCAGCUGAUGGAGUCCUCCUUCGUGUACUACAAGGGCGCGUCAGCCUUCUCUCGUGUGCGCAGCCUGGAGGAGUUCCUGCGCCAGCCCUACCGCUACUACGACCCCUCCCGCGGGGACCGCCACUACGCCAGGAACCUCAUGACCUUCGACUUCGGCUUCAACCCCGACGGAGACGUGUCCCCCGAGCGGGUGCAGCUCAUGCUGAACGCCAUCGAGGCGUCCUUCGAUUUUCUGCUCAUCUCCGAGUACUUCGACGAGUCCAUGGUGCUGCUGAAGGAGAUGCUGUGCUGGGACCUGGACAGCGUCGUGUCCUUCCCGCUCAACUCCAGGGACAGCAGCACCAAAUCCUCCCUGCCGGAGGCCGCCGUGGAGCGGCUGAAGGCGUGGAACAGGCUGGACUGGGAGAUCUACCGGCACUUCAACAGGACCUUCUGGGAGCGGCUGGAGCGGGACAUCGGCGGGGCGCGGCUGCGGCGGGAGCUGCGGGCGCUGCGGGCGCGGCGGGCGGAGCUGGCGCGGGGCUGCCUGCAGGGCACGGGCAGCGUGGGGCCCAAGGACAUCAAGGACUCCUCCCUGCGCCCGCUGCAGCACGGCGGGGCCAGGAUCCUGGGCUACAACCUCAAGCAGGGCUUGGAUGGGGAGCUGGAGAGGACGUGCCGGCGGCUGGUGACGCCGGAGCUGCAGUACAGCAGCCUGCUCUACAAGAAGCAGUUCCCCCCGGAGCACCCCGAGACCCCCCGGCAGCAGAACUGA
Molecule: messenger RNA, 1566 nt
Organism: Catharus ustulatus (Swainson's thrush)
Lineage: Eukaryota; Metazoa; Chordata; Aves; Passeriformes; Turdidae
Product: galactose-3-O-sulfotransferase 2-like
Exons: 2
Coding region: 1-1566 (521 amino acids)
Biological process (GO): glycolipid biosynthetic process
Cellular component (GO): membrane
Molecular function (GO): galactosylceramide sulfotransferase activity
Source: RefSeq, a predicted model, not a curated record